CAGCAGGUCCUGUGAAGCAAUAGCCAGGGGCUGAAGCAAACCCCAGCCCACACCCUGGCAGGCAGCCAGGGAUGGGUGGGUCAGGAAGUUUCCUGGUUGGGCCUUUGCAUCAGGCUCAGGUUGAGCAUAAAGGAGGCUCCUGUGGGCUAGAGGGAGGCAGACAUGGGGACCAUGAAGACCCAAAGGGAUGGCCCCUCCCUGGGGCGGUGGUCACUGGUGCUGCUGCUGCUGGGCCUGGUGAUGCCUCUGGCCAUUGUUGCCCAGGUCCUCAGCUACCAGGAAGCUGUGCUUCGUGCUAUAGAGGGCAUCAACCAGCGGUCCUCGGAUGCCAACCUCUACCGCCUCCUGGACCUGGACCCGAGGCCCACAAUGGAUGGGGACCCAGACACCCCAAAGCCUGUGAGCUUCACAGUGAAGGAGACAGUGUGCCCCAGGACAACACAGAAGUCACCGGAGGAUUGUGACUUCAAGGAGGACGGGCUGGUGAAGCGGUGUGUGGGAACAGUGACCCUAAACCAGGCCAGGGACUCCUUUGACAUCAGUUGUGAUAAGGUCUCAGCUGCUUUAAGGAAUAAAAACCUCCCUGAGGGCCUGCGUCCUCUGCAUUGCCCUGCAUUCCCUAAACUCCCAGCUGAGGAGAUAGGUGGUCUCCUGGCAGCUGCAGUGCCUAUGUAAAACUGUGUUUUUGCAAUAAAAAAAAAAAAGCACUUGAUAGAGUUUGGACAAAACUUGCAGUGCAGAGAAAAAAAGUCAAGGUAACUAUGUGGUUUGGGUGGAUUCAUUGUGUGUGAGAAUGUAUAAUUGGUAUUAACAGUGUAUUACAUCUUUGAACCUUAAAUGCUCAUAAAAUGUUAGAGAAAAUUG
This is a messenger RNA of Chlorocebus sabaeus (green monkey), 864 nucleotides long. It is a transcript of the gene CAMP, whose product is annotated as cathelicidin antimicrobial peptide. NCBI's taxonomy places the organism in Eukaryota, Metazoa, Chordata, Mammalia, Primates, Cercopithecidae. Gene Ontology annotation, cellular component: extracellular region. Gene Ontology annotation, biological process: defense response to Gram-positive bacterium; innate immune response; defense response to Gram-negative bacterium. Gene Ontology annotation, molecular function: lipopolysaccharide binding. The record is from RefSeq and is a predicted model, not a curated record.